Messenger RNA from Periconia digitata, 2049 nucleotides. Lineage: Eukaryota; Fungi; Ascomycota; Dothideomycetes; Pleosporales; Periconiaceae. The record is from the annotation of a GenBank genome assembly.
UCCCUCACCAUGGUCGCACCACCCUACCUCUACGAUGCUCCACGAAGGGACUCAGCCAUGGGGGUGCCGACGACCUUCAAUCCCAAGGCGGUGACCAUGGCAAGCCGUCAACCGCCUCCAUCGCCGGUCAAGAAGCCCGAGGGACCCUACAUCAGCUUCAACCAGCACCCGGAUAGCUUUCUGAUCCUCCCAUAUGGCAAGACAGAUGCGAAGCCUAUGAGUUCCAAGACCAAGACGGCCAUUUCAGCUGUCAGAUGGACCCAAUUCACGUUUCGAUUGCUUACCCUGUUGGGUGCGUUUGGCGUCAUUCUGUGCGCCAUCUUUGUUAGAGGAGCUUCUGAUACAGAAGGCUAUAUCAUGCGGAUAGCUCCUGGAGUGGAUAUUGUGUUCGUACUGUACGCAGUCUAUCAUCUUCUGCGAAAACCGACAUCUCGACCCCCCGGCAGUGCCGCGAGCUACCACUUUUUCGCUCUGGUCAUGGACGCGGGAUUCUUGCCAUUCUAUGUCUUUACUGCCUUGCUGGCCAAGCGCAAUCUGGACAUUGACGCAGGGACUUCCGGCCGAUGGAGAACCUUCUUCCCCACCGACGAGGACACUGACAAAGUAUUGAUGACAGAAUGGCUGUGCGCAGUCACGGUGGCAGGCCUCCACUGCGCGUCUUUGUGCUUGGAUGUCUGGCUGACUCUUAUUUUCCGAAAGAUCGCCAGCCUGCCUCCAGACAUGAAUCCGCUGGAAGACAACCUGACGUCACGUCGCAAGACAAAGCACAAGCACAAGAACUCGUCCAUCUCUGCCAUUACUCCUCUGACGCAGACCGAGAAACGAUACAGCGGGCAAAGCGCGUUAUCGGACAACCAAUCUUCUCCACUCAUGGCCGAUCGAACUAUCCCUUCCCCAGAACGCAAGCACAUGUCUUUCAUGCACACACGAGGAAAUUCCAGCCUGACCUACUCGCCGCACACACCAAAGUCGGCACAUGAAACGCGUGAGUGGCUUGCCAGACCCAAGGCUGGUUCGCCGAUUCGUAUGGAUAUCAACACGCGGGAUGAUCUUUUGCGAAGGGAUGAGCCACAGGAGCAGACACUGGCCCAGCGUCGGGAAAUGCUGGCGCAACAAGCUAUCAAACGCAGCUCCAGACCAGCUUCGAUGCACAGCUUAUCGUCCAAGAACAACAAGGACGCACAACCGCCACCACCACCACCUCACCAGACUGAACCAUCUGGAGAUAUUGGCCUACAGAACGACCGGGAAGACAUUGGAACCAACUACUGGUUCGUUAACGACGAGCCUUCUGCUUCGAGAGCUCAACCAUCGCCUCCCAAGCCCUUCUUCUUCCCUCCCAAGAACUCUGGUUACACGUCCAUCAACGCCUACGACGAUGUAUCCGACGACGAACUUGACCAGCCUCUGGUACCCGGACCCCUUCGCAUGAAUCCUCCCACACCUCCUCCGACACAAAUGGCCAGAGAACCAGCAGUCAAAGCUACCCCGCCCCCGCAGACGUCGACUCCGAUCAAACGCAUGGAAACGAUGAGUUCAAUCAACACCGACUCGACCUAUCAACCAUCCCCCAACAUGUCGCCCAAUCGCUCACCAACAAAAGCACGAUUCUACGGAGAUCUAAAAGCCGCGCAGCAGAACAUCAUCCGCAACACACCUCCAUCGGCGGCCCCAAUCAAGGCCGGCACGCCAACAUAUCCCAGCUCCGUCAAGAACUACACCAGCAACGCAUCGCCGAGCACCCAGCAGCCCAACCACACGUCCCCAUUCUCUCUUGACCGAAAGAAUUUCCCCAAAGUCAAGAAAGCGGCGGCGAGUGCUACGCCCACGAAAACACAAUCCCCUCGGGUGGUGAGUCGAUCGGGUGUAGACUACGAAGGGCGGCUGUACAAUGACGAUGCAUCGGACUUGGGGACGGCGGGACGUAGGAGAGACGUCAGCGGCAAGAUUGCCGAGGAAGGCAGAGGAGGAGGAGGGUUGGCGGAGCGAUGGGCGAUGGGUGAGGUUGGGCAAGGGUUGACGUAUAGGAAAGUGAGUGGGAUGGCGUGA